AUGUCAACACUCUCCCAGCUGGCAGUACCCUUCGUUUACGGCCUGAUUUUCUUCCUGGGAUACCCAUCACAAUGGAUGUUAAUGCACCUCGAGCCUGAGCCGCUGACGAAGAAUGAACUCAUUGCGUCGAACGUCAUCCUAGUCUUGAUUUGGAUUACAUAUACAAAGAGUGUGUUUGUUGAUCCUGGGACGGUACCAAAAGAUUGGGCAGAGAAAGAGCUUAGGGAUGAGAAGGAGGGUGAUGCGGUGGCGAAGAGCAGGAAAUGGUGUAGGAAAUGCGAUGCUGCGAAACCACCGAGGGCACAUCACUGUAAAGAGUGCAAAAGAUGCAUACCCAAGAUGGACCAUCAUUGCCCCUGGACCGCAAACUGCGUAUCCCAUACCACCUUCCCGCACUUCCUCCGCUUUCUCUUCUACACCACCAUUGGCCUCUCGAUCCUGGAAGCCUUCCUCUUCACGCGGCUCGCCCACCUCUGGAGCAACCGCGACCUGCCCUCCUACCUAGGCCCAUCCUUCCUGCAACUCGCACACCUCUUCACCACGCUCAUCGCAAACAGCAUUACCCUCUUCGUGCUAGGCAUCCUCUUCCUGCGAAACAUCUGGUGUCUGUCCGUCAACACAACCACAAUCGAAGGCUGGGAGAUCGAGCGCCACAAGACCCUCCUGCGGCGCGCACGCCACUUCGGCGGCUACUUAUCCACCCCAGACGGCUCGCAAAUUCGGAUCAAACGCCAGGAAUUCCCGUACGACAUCGGUAUUUUUGCCAACAUCGCGCAGGGCAUGGGGUCCUCCAAUCCGCUCAACUGGCUCAACCCAUUCGCUGCGACACCUUCCUUAGCAUCUGGGCUAAGCUUUGAAACAAACGAUUUCGAAGACGCAUCUACGACCUGGCCACCUCCGGACCCAGAUCGUUCGUACCGCCGGCGCGUCAAAGAAGAGGGACCCGCAUUCACGUAUCGGGACGCAGAGCUGAGCAAGGAGGAUACGCUUGCUGCAUUUCGGGCACGGCAGGCAGAGGAUGAGAUGAGGAGGCGGAAGCCAUUUGUUGAGCGUAUGGAGGCUGUUCGAGAUACCGGGGGUGAUGAUUAUGAGUAUGAUCAUAUGGACGAUGCUAGUGAAGAGGCUGAGGAUGAGGGGAGAAAGUAUGGAGAGGGAGAUGAGGGCGAGGAAGGGUGGCGGAACUCUGAGGGUGAGAGGCUGAAGGAUUUUGGUGUUGAUGAGGAUGCUGAGUUUUAUGAUGAACAGGAGGACCAUAUACCGCUCAGUGAGUUGAUGGCGAGGAGGCAGGUAGCGGCUGCUUCUGCCUCGGAGGGAUGGUCGAUGUCAGGAUCAACUUAUUAG
Macroventuria anomochaeta is the source of this 1341-nucleotide messenger RNA. Its product is annotated as zf-DHHC-domain-containing protein. Lineage: Eukaryota; Fungi; Ascomycota; Dothideomycetes; Pleosporales; Didymellaceae. Gene Ontology annotation, cellular component: endoplasmic reticulum membrane. The coding region runs from base 1 to 1341 and encodes 446 amino acids. The record is from RefSeq and is a predicted model, not a curated record. The transcript is spliced from 2 exons. Gene Ontology annotation, molecular function: protein-cysteine S-palmitoyltransferase activity.